CUGGGAGGGAUGAGAGCGGUGGUGUGGAGGGGAGAGGAUGUGAAGAAGCAUCAAGGCUACGGUACGCCAGCACUUCUGUACUGCAUGCGGCUGCUAGGCUUCUACUCUUCGUUGCACCCUGCUCUCCCUCUCCUGCUCUCCCUCUCCUGCUCUCCCUCUCCUGCUCUCCCUCUCCUGCUCUCCCUCUCCUGCUCUCCCUCUCCUGCCCUCCCUCUCCCGCCCUCCCUCUCCUGCUCUCCCUCUCCUGCUCUCCCUCUCCUGCUCUCCCUCUCCUGCUCUCCCUCUCCUGCUCUCCCUCUCCCGCUCUUGCUAGCUUCCAUGUGGCCCUCCGUGACCCUUAGCCACCCUUAGCCACCCCUCAUCGUCUCAGCCACAGACCUAGGCACCCAUGAUACACAACCCAUAGCGACCUGGGCAGCUCCCCCGGCGGACCCACGGGUCGGCACUGGGUGCUGGACCCCAUCGACGGCACGCGGGGCUUCGUGGGCAUGCGGCAGUACGCGGUGUGCCUGGGCAUGCUGCAGGACGGAGAGGUGGUUCUAGGCGUCCUCGGCUGCCCCAACCUGCCACAAGGCCCCGUUAGCGACGAGGACGGACGCUCCGGAGCCGCCGCGCGCGCUGUAGGGCAGAGCCACGUGGGCUGCCUCUUCUCCGCGCUCCGAAACCAUGGAGCCUACGUGGCGCCGCUGUGGGACGAGCGCGAGGAGGCUGCCGUACGGAUCCACGUGUCGGACCUGUCGGAUGCUUCCGCGGCUCGCUUCAUGGAGUCAGUGGAUAGCCGCCACUCCAGCCAUGACACCUCCGCAGCCAUGGCCCGGGAGCUGGGUGUGGUGCUGCCCCCCCUCCGCAUGGACUCCCAGGUGAAGUACGGGCUGCUCAGUCGCGGCUGCGGCUCCAUCUUCAUGCGCUUCCCGCCGCCCUCCUACCGCGAGAAGAUCUGGGACCACGCAGCGGGCUUUGUUAUUGUGGAGGAGGCGGGCGGGCGGGUCACGGACGCGGGCGGCACGCGGCUGGACUUCUCCCGCGGGCGCUACCUGCAGUUGGAUCGGGGCAUCAUAGCUGCGCCGCCGGUGCUGCAUGAGCAGCUGCUCAGGGCGGCGGCCAAGGUGGCGCCGCCGGCAGCAGCAGCAGCGGCAACAGCGGCGCCUGUGGGGUUGUAGGGAAGUGGCGAAAGGGGGCCCGCGUGGCGGCCAAGGUGGCAGGGGUGUGUGUGUAUUUUGGAUGGACGGGUGGAAGCGCAGCGGGAGCGGUUGGAGUAAGGAGUAGGGAGGGGAAGAGUGGGGAUUGGGGCAGGAGGGUGAUUGCUUUAGCUGUUAGGUGUUAGGCUUGAGACACGUUUUACGGCUUGGGUAAAGGAGGGGGACGCCGCGUUUGGCGGGUGGCUACGUGAGCGUUGGAGUGAGAGGACAGCGGGGGGAAACAGCAUGAUUGGAGGUGACCAACAAGUCAGGUGCGUACUCGGGUGUCUUGGUUGGCUACUUGGAGGGCUGCUGCAGCCGGUGUGGCCUUACGCCUUGGCCUUGCUGUUAUGUUUGCAAGUCGUUGAUUGGGCCUACGGUGCACGCUGUGGGCAAUUCCGAAUACCAUGGAACCUUGUGGCCCGUACGAGAGGGUUGGUCGGGCCGAAACACCGAUAUAGUGUGCGUGUUUUGGGAAGCAGCACAAUCUGGUCGUGUUACGGUAGGUGUUAUUAACACCCAUCUAAUCGUAAAGGAGGGCUACGGUGUAGCACCGGUAUACAGCAUGUCCCCAACGGCAUGCGACUUUACCUGCAUACGGUGUUUUGCGACUUACAGAGUGAGCGAUUGCGCGAGUGUUAGCGAAGGGUGUCAAGGGUGUAUGGCUGCGUAUGUACCGGGAAAGGCGCUGCUCUUUGGGCAUAAUUUUGAGCGUGUGUCGCUCCAUGCGGUUCAGCUGCGUCGACCAUUGUGCAGUACGAAUUGCGUCGGCAAGCUGUCAUGGGCUGAGUGGACUGGAAAGUGACACUGACACAUCUGAACAGGUCUGUUAACAGAGCUGCGCUCAUGGCGGCGCAGCGCUACUCUGCACAGGCGCAUGCAUGCUUGUCGAAUGGUGUGUGAACUCACGGCCGGA
Astrephomene gubernaculifera is the source of this 2094-nucleotide messenger RNA. The record is from the annotation of a GenBank genome assembly. Lineage: Eukaryota; Viridiplantae; Chlorophyta; Chlorophyceae; Chlamydomonadales; Astrephomenaceae.